UGUGGAAGAAGGAAAUACAAAUCAGUUCUGAAUUAUGGUGGCCAAGGGCACACUCCUUGUUCACUUAACCCUGUCUGAAAACCCAGAUCACACACAAAAAUCCCACACACCCCAUGUGUCCACCCCAAUCAAUCACAUCACAAAAAGACACACAACAAUCACCUAGAGGGACACACACACUAUUAAUGCAGCCAAUAAACUUGCCUGGUUUUAUUAUUAUUGUGUGUCCUUGAUUUAACUAUUAAUUAAUUCAGCUACUUUUGUACACAAAUGCACCAAACGGAUUGGACUUUCUUUCACUAUAACACAAUAGUCUCCUAUCUCAAAUGGGACUUAGUGAGGAUUGUAAACUCAUUCCGUGUGACUCUGCACUUUUUCUCUAAAACCAGCUUGUAAUAUUUGUUAUUGAAUUUUACACACAUGGCUGUGUGUGUGUCACAUGGUACAGGGUGUGUGUUUGUGCACUUGUCUGUGUUUUGCACUCAGUCCCAGCUCUGGUAUAUAUAGGAUCAGCUGAGCCCUGCAUUCCAUACAGCUUCACAGAGCAUCCAGAGCGACUCACUGAGAUCCUGUUACUAUAGCAACAAGCAUGGACCCCCAGGACUGUCCCUGCGCAACAGAGGUCUCCUGCUCCUGUGCAAAUUCCUGCAACUGUAAGAAGUGCAAAUGCUGCCCAAAAAGUUGCUGCUCCUGCUGUCCGGCCGAGUGCAGUAAAUGCAGCCAGGGCUGUCAGUGUGAAAAGGGAUGCGAGAGCUGCAGCUGCUGCAACUGAUUGGUGGAUCCAUGUCUGAGACGUGAUCUGUUACUCUGUAAUGUUUGCGCUUUGGUCUGAUCUGUAUGUUACUAAAGACCUGCAGUAUUAUUGGAAACGCUUGGCAAUGCAAAUGUCUCACUGAUUUCAUAAUUAUAGUAAUAAAAGAUUUAAAUCAUU
Molecule: messenger RNA, 931 nt
Organism: Pelobates fuscus (common spadefoot toad)
Lineage: Eukaryota; Metazoa; Chordata; Amphibia; Anura; Pelobatidae
Product: metallothionein-like
Exons: 3
Coding region: 590-772 (60 amino acids)
Biological process (GO): cellular response to zinc ion; detoxification of copper ion; cellular response to copper ion
Cellular component (GO): nucleus; cytoplasm
Molecular function (GO): metal ion binding
Source: RefSeq, a predicted model, not a curated record